ACAAGUGAAGUUCACUCUUCUUUCUUAGCGUCUAUUUUUUGCCUGCAUUAGGCUACCAUAUGACAAGGCUUAAUUUGCAACUUGGUUUCUCUUUUCACAUUGUUGGUUCUCUACAUACAUAUGUUGACAUUUUCCUACCUCCUAUUUUAGCAUCAAAAGAAUGUGUAGUCAUUUUUUAUUAACUAUGGUAUAUGUUACCCAAGCUGCCUAUAUAUCAAGAGAAAGCAUCAAAACCUGAGACACUUGUUGGUGUUCUCCGUAAUGGAAUUUCAAAUUAUGUUCAAGAGCUGCGAGGUGCAAAAGCCAUGAUCGAUGGGAACCUUGUUGUUAAUGAUGAAACUUGCACAACAGACGAUUUGCAUGAAGUUGAGUUGCUUCUACCAUUCAUGAAGGAUAUGUACAUCGGAGCAUGCAACCAGAAAGAUGUUGUAGGUAUUGUCAAUUUUACUGGUUCUGUAUGUUCCUUUUCAUUCUUGAAUUCAAAGGAACCAAUUUCACAGGCUGUUGCUGAUAUAAAGGAUGAUAUCAUCAGGAGUUUGCUAAGCAGGCUGGAUAUCAUUUGUGAUGAAGUGGAUGAAAAUGUAUGGCCAAAUGACGAUGUAAUUAAGGAAACAAGAAAUGACCCAUUGUCUGAAAAGCCGGUUUCCCAACUUGUUUUACACUCCUUGAGGUGCAUUAGCAUUGUUGAUAAGUCUUUAUUUUAUCAAAAGAACCUAAGUCUAAUUAGAAUACUUAUUUACUAUCAUUCAAUUUAUUAUUUUCUCUUUUAUCUAUCAAUCAAUUUGAGGAGUGAUACUUUCUUUUGCUUAGAUCUUUGCUGUAGGCUUUCUUAUUUACAGUACAUUAUUAUCAUCAUGGCUUCAUGCUAA
Messenger RNA from Hibiscus syriacus, 869 nucleotides. RefSeq lists its product as uncharacterized. NCBI's taxonomy places the organism in Eukaryota, Viridiplantae, Streptophyta, Magnoliopsida, Malvales, Malvaceae. The transcript is spliced from 4 exons. The record is from RefSeq and is a predicted model, not a curated record. The coding region runs from base 192 to 869 and encodes 225 amino acids. Gene Ontology annotation, biological process: intracellular protein localization. Gene Ontology annotation, cellular component: endomembrane system.